UCUCUCUCUCUCUCUCUCUCUCUCUAACGCUGAGGUCAGGCUCUUUCCCUCAGUCUGAUGAAAUGUGAGUGAACCAUGACGCUGCCUCUGGUCAGUGUGUUUGGGUCAGUGUGUGUCUGUGUGUGUUUGUGUCUGUGUGUGUUUGCGUUGUGAUGAAGUUUGAAUCUAGUUCAGCCAUGGAGACUAAAACGAAGCGGACACAAGCAACGACAAACUGUUGACAAACGGAUCUGAGACGCGGCACAGAACGGACUUUAAUGGACGAUGUAAAAACUGGACCGUACCGGGACUGAAGCUCCUGCGUCCGGCAGUAAGUCGCCCUCCUCCCCGGGUCCGAUGCCUCCGCGGGGCGACGGGAGCUUCAAGCCGGCACCGGUGUCCCCUGCUCCGCCCGUCCCGCCGAGGAGGGUCAGGAGCCGGGACAGGGGCUCCGGCAGGACGCGGCGCUCCGGGACGGAGACAGGGGCAGGGUCGGCGGAGAGGCGGGUGAAGUGUGUGCUGGUGGGGGACGGAGCUGUGGGGAAGACCAGCCUGGUGGUCAGCUACACCACCAACGGGUACCCCACCGAGUAUGUGCCCACCGCCUUCGACAACUUCUCAGCUGUGGUGUCAGUGGAUGGGCAGCCAGUCAAACUACAACUGUGUGACACGGCUGGACAGGAGGAGUUUGAUAAGCUGCGUCCUCUGUGUUACACCAGUGCAGAUGUGUUCCUGCUGUGCUUCAGUGUUGUCAGUCCCGCCUCUUUCCAAAACGUUCCAGACAAGUGGGUCCCAGAGAUUCGCAGACACGCCCCGUUCGCUCCACUCGUUCUGGUUGGGACACAGUGUGACCUCCGAGAAGAUGUCAAGGUUCUCAUCGACCUGGCGAGGUAUCGGGAGCGGCCCAUUGAGCCAGCGGACGCCUGGGACUGUGCCAUGGAGAUCGGAGCGGUGGCCUACAUGGAGUGCUCCUCUUUGACCCAAAAAAACCUUAAAGAAGUGUUUGACACAGCCAUACUGGCCAGUCUGCAGAACUACAGCUCCCAGAAGCUCCCGAGAGGGAAACAAAAACGACAGAAAAAGCAAAGGCAGACGCCGGACAAGAUGACGAGUCUGUCCAAGUCAUGGUGGAAAAGGUACUGCUGUGUGGCCUAGAGCAGACCUGUGAUCAGAUUUGGGUCUCGCUGACUCUGACCUUCCUUUGACUUUAUCCUGGUCUGGAUUCUGCUGAGUUGGGGUUCUCUGUAAUGGAGCCUGAUGUUGAGCAGGAUCUCGACUGGAGUGUGGCUGAGAACCAAAGUAAGACUGUCAUGCAUCUCAAAUAUUUUAGUUUUUCUUUGGAGAUUUUAGUAUUAUCAUGGAUGAGAUUUACUAAUGAGCCUGAAUGGUUCUAUUAGAGCCCAGAUAACCAAGCAGUGCUCCUGUGUCCCUGAAUGAACCUGGGGUUUGUGCUCUAAUAACCUGGAUUCAGCCUCAGUUUCUGAGGAGAAGCUGCUCCUCGCUCUCCUGAAAUUGAACUGGAAUGAAACAGAAGUUGUUAUCUGUGAUAAUGUUGUUUAGACUGUUUCAGAUUUGAGCAGGAGCAGAGAUUUGGAUUUUCUGUUCGGGGUUUAACACAUGAAUUAUAAUUAGUUGAAAAAACCUUCUCAAACUUGAAUGGGUGUGUAAUUGUUGUGUAGGUGGAAGGGACCUGGACUGUCAUCAGACUACAACUGUAAUUUUUGUUGACUUUAACAAAACUACAUUCACACUUAUCUUUAUAAUAGUUUCUAUCUCCACAGUGGAGCAGACCUAAUUGUUUCAACACUGAACAUGAUUUAUGUUAGAACUUAGUCAACAAGUUUAGCCCAUGGUUAAUUUUAGAGCUUUUUUAUCACUGGGCUGAUUGUUUUCUAAUGAAAGAAACUAUUUUAUUCAGCAGCUUAUAAUUUUAUCCUGGUCACAUGUGGUGCAGCCAGCAAACCUAAUCUGGAACCUGCACCAUGGUUAAUAUCUGACUCUGUUAUUGGAUUUAUUUAACGUCCCUCCAGAGUGAAGCCAGACUAAGUUUGGUCAAUGACAAACGUUCUACCCUCUUAAGAAUGAAAAUUAUUUAUUUCGCCUGGUUCAAAAUCAACCCCUACAUAUUUUACUCAAGCAAAAUAACUGGAGACAGAAACCUACACACAUAUCUUAGUAGUAGCAAAGGAUGCUGAACAAUGUCCAGACUGUCUGAAUAUAUGAUGAAAACACAAGCACCACUGUAAAGGUUUUAUCUUACAGACACAAUCCAGGAGUCACGGACCUACUACAGGGCUCCACUGGUUUCUGAGCCAGUUUAUCAUCCUGAUCUGUCGGACCUUGGCACUGAAAGAUUGUACAGUCUGAGAAAAUUGACUGGUACAAAUGUGGUUUUGUUAAACAGAACUCUUUGUUGGUCCUCUCAGCCUGAAAUUUGCAUCAGCAGACAACGGAAACUAAAAAUGAUUUUUAGGUAUUUGUUCUGCGUUAGUGCAUGUUUGACUUAUCUUACAAGAUGCUUUCAAAGCCUUAAGCAUGAACACUUAGUAAUAAUUCAACCAAGUGCUCUCUGCAUGUGUUUGAAUUUACAAAAUGGACUAAACACAGUUGUUUUUGCUUUUCUUAGGCCUUCAAUGCAAUUGUGUGUAAGACUGUGAAAUUUCUACCGUGUACAUUUUCAGUGAAAUAUUUUCUAAACUACAGUUUGAUUCGUCUUGUUUGCUGCUCUGCAUUUGCUCCAUUUACUCUAAAUCUGAUCCUCUGUAUUCAUUAGCGUGGCAGCCAUAGGUCAUUUCCACCACUCUGAGUCCAUGCUGUGUUCACGCCACAGAGAAACCCAUUGUCCACCACGUGUCUGCUGUAUGCAUCUCUGCAGCCUGUUCGCCCUCAAACAGAUUCACUUUAAUAUGUUGUUAAAGCAAAAAUAAAAAGGCAAACUAAAACACUAAAUGUGUAGCAACACUAAGCUGCCACACCUUCCUUUGUACAUUAACACAAGUGCAGAUCCCCAGCCUUUGAAACUAUCUCUCCACAGUGCCUCCAUGUGAAUGGCUCUUUGUAUCUUAGAGUCACUGCAGCAGCAGGAAUGAAAGUUUAAGUCCGACUGAAGCGGAUCUGCGUUGACUCAUUGGUGUUAUCACUGUUGAGCCCCUAGUCCCGAAAUAUUGUUUUUAUCAUGUGUGCAGAACAUAAUGAACCUGCAUGUGCACACAGGGAUUUUUUUUUUGUUGCCUUUGACGACUUUAAGGACUCUGUAGUAUAUAUAUUGAUCAGACAAAAACACAAAAAAGGAUGUUCACGCUUACAUUUCUUAACUGCUUUAAACCUGUUUGACUAGACAAAGUUUCUGAGACUGCUGUUAUGUAAAAGUCCAGGAGCAACAUUGGUCUCCACCGAGCAAUAUUUGAUGUGACAAUAUUCUAGUAGUUUUGUUAUUAGUAAGUUCCGGACUAUACCUCUUUAAAAGUCAACAAUAACCCUGAGCCAGAGGGGGUUUGAGUAAAUCCAGGGCUAAAGGUGACUCAUAUCUCAUGUUUCUAUGGUGAAAUAUACGUUAGCCCAAAGCUAAAGGACCUGUUGUACCUGAGCUACCAGUAAUCUUAUUUCGGGUGAGAGAAAUGUGAAAGUGGAGCAGUUUUAAACCUAAAGCUAAACGUGCGCCAACUUUCAAAGUGGUUCAAAGUUAGUUUCUCUAUUGAUGUGAAGUGGAAUGAGCUGUCCUGUGCCUUGAAAUCAUUAUAAUAAUUAUUUUGAACGUAACUCUACUAUUGAGUAUGGGUCAAGAGGUUUAUUUAAAUAAAUUCCAACAAACUGAAGCUGAAAUUUAAUGACUAUGGCAAGUGUUUUCAGUGAGGUUCGUAAACCCAAACUGGAUUUUCACAGCUUACUCCAGAUUGUUUUCACCCUCUACCAAGUCUCUAACAACUAAAUCCGUAUGUUGGCACCAAAAUACGGUUUCAAAAAGAUUAUCCGCCAAAGACGUCCUUGUGUAACCCAAACUGAUCUUGUAGCAGCAUUGGCAGUGUUGCCCUUCAAGACCAAUCUGAGUAACCAAUCAUUUUGGAACGUUAUCCUUGCGUUGCAUUCAGGAGUUCCCUGUAACACCGGGACUCCUGAUUUUUGGAUCGUGCUCUGUGGUUGUUUUCUGUCGAGGACGCUUCCACUGCGACUGAAUGAGCUCACUGUGCCCAUGUUUGACUUCAUGAUAGCAAAUGUAUUGUUUCUUACUGGGGGGGAGAGGCAUAAUAAGUUGCUUGUCUCUGUUUCUCUGCAGUCUUGGUUGAUGGUGGAUUUAAUUAGGCCAAAGGUCACACAGAUCUUUAUGAUCGCCCGCAUUUCCUCUGUCAUGUUUUAUCUGUCUUUUUCACAGUUUUUUUUGUCAUCACAUUGGGUUUUGUUUGCAUGCAGCACGUGGUCCAGGCGUCUAUUCACUCUGAGAAGAUUAUAAACUGGGUCAAUUAAUUCCAGUUUAAAUUCAUCAAAACGGCAUUAAUGACUUCUUGGUAUGUUGCUAUUUAAUUAAUCAACAAUAGCUUGCAUGUGUCUGACAAGGGUUUCAGACUGAAUGGGUCUUUGUUUAGGUUCAUCUCUCCUUAUCCAAUCUACAACACCUAAACACAGAAAUUAGCUUUAUCUUUUAUCUUGUAAAACGACUCAUCCUCUUUGAACCACACACUGGCCUUGACUGACGUUUUUGGAGAAAUGUUACGUGGUGAGUAGUUUACCGGUAACGCAAAUAGAUGAGAUCCAUAGAUACAGCAAACUGACUCAGUAAUGUUUCUAACUGAAGUAAACAAAAGCGACUGGUCGUUUCAGAGCAGCGAAACCCCUGACUGCGUUGAAUUGAACAGUGAUGCAUGUUUCUGCUUAUAGAUUCAUUAUUUUCAUGUGUAGGACUGAGGUUUUGUUAUUUCUUUUUUUAAACCAGAAUUUUCUGGUUGAUGCUCAGCAGUGUGUGUCCUGUAUGACGGAUAUAUGGCCCUGGAAUGUAGAACAGACAGGUCUCUGAAAGUGAACUAUCCUGUGUUAUAUGGAGACAUGAUGGUGACUGAGAAAUGUGGAGACAGAGUAUUGUGCUGCAGAGCUGGUGUUUUGCUGAAAGUGAGAUAGAAAUGUCAUUGUGUGUUUGGGACAAUGUCGGUUGCUCUGAUUGCCAUUAAGAAAUGUGUAUAUAUAAUGAUGAUUGCUGGCCUCAGUGCGUGUGAUUUAUUAGUGUUGGGGUAGGAUCAAUCUGCACAAAAGAAGAAAUUACAAGUUUACUGAUAAUUAAAUCAAUGCUCACAAUUUGAUGAAAGUUGGUGCAGGUUUGCCUGUGUGCUACUUACAAUAGUGCUAAAAUCCUCUCAGUGUGGAUCCUUGAAAUACGGUUUCAGUUUUAUUUGCUUCACUGUUUAUAAAUGUGAGUGUGCAAACUAAUUGCACUUACAACUUGUCGAAUAUUUCCAAUAGACCUCCUCCAUCGGCAGCCUUGACAUGGCAGCCGGGGCUACAAUGUAAUCUUAUGGGGCAACUGCGACAUUCUAUGAAAUGUCCUCUAAAAGGUAUUUUUUCACCAAUGAAAGGCUCAAAUGUAAUUUGCUAUAGGCAUAGGUUCACAGCCCUCAUAACAAUACCACCAGUUUCCAGAGAAAGCGGUGCAGCAUCUCGUUGAGCAUUUCGUCUCUCUCUCUCUCUCUCUCUCUCUCUCUCUCUCUCUCUCUCUCUCUCUCUCUCUCUCUCUCUCUCUCUCUCUUCUCAUUUACUGUUCAUUUUGAAGAAGCUCUUCGUCCAUAUACUCCGGCUCAAAGGGGAUAUCACACUCACUCACUCUAUUUUCAAUCUCUGUCACGAGACUUAUUUGAGACUUCUCAUUCCGCAAGACAGUUGGUGAAAAUUUGGUGAACUGUCGCAGUUGCCCCAUAAGAUUACAUUGUAGCCACUGUUGCUGUGUCACAGCUUGUUAUGGUAAAGAUCUACUCGACCAAUUCCAAAUGUUUUUCGAACGUUCUGGAAGACAGCUCAUCCAGAUGUUCAUGAUCAAAUUGAGAGGUUUUCUGUUUGUGAAUAUUGUUUCUUUACUUACCAAAUGUAAAGCCAGAUUAAUUGACAUUGUAUUGUAUAAAACACAACAAAAUUCAGAGUGCUGUUCCUGGUAAGUUGAUUAACAGCACUAAAUAUCCACACCUCUUUAUUGUUGAUUGCACAUGAACAUAAAUCCCAGAGUUUAAUCAAGAAGAGAUAACCUGGGGAGAUGAACAAAAUAGUUAAUUCUUGAGAUUUAAUUAUUUACUCACUGAGGUUGAUAGCCCCAGAAACACAGCUGAGCUCACUCACAUGGAACACCAGCUGAGAACUUCUCUAGCAAACCAACGCUAUCGUUCUGUAUAAACCAUGGCUGAGUUUUCAUUUUUUCAGCGAAUGAAAACAUGGUAACAAAUAAUACGCUGCUGCAAUCUGUUCACAUCGAAUUCUCUGUUGAACUGAGGAUGUCAGACAAAGGAAGAUGUGUUUGUACAAAUGUUUUAUACCCUGAGUAAAUAAAGAAUAUCUGACUUAA
Pleuronectes platessa (European plaice) is the source of this 6514-nucleotide messenger RNA. It is a transcript of the gene rhoua, whose product is annotated as ras homolog family member Ua. Gene Ontology annotation, biological process: small GTPase-mediated signal transduction. The transcript has 4 exons. The record is from RefSeq and is a predicted model, not a curated record. The coding region runs from base 337 to 1134 and encodes 265 amino acids. Gene Ontology annotation, molecular function: GTP binding; GTPase activity. NCBI's taxonomy places the organism in Eukaryota, Metazoa, Chordata, Actinopteri, Pleuronectiformes, Pleuronectidae.